AUGUAUGGGCGCUAUACGCAGGACCUUGGCACGGGCCCCUUCGCCAAGGACGAGGCGGCUCGGCUGCGGCUGCAUGGGGAGGGGGACCCCCCCAGGCCCCGCCGCCCCUCUGAACUGCUGGAGUACACCCAGGGCCGCUGUGCGCCCUGCCGAGUCUGCACCUUGCAGUGCCAGCGGUUCCUCUUCUCCAAGGUGGGCGAGGACUGGGUCUUCCUCAUCCUCCUGGGGCUGGUUAUGGCACUGGUCAGCUGGGCCAUGGACUUUGCCAUUGCCACCUGCCUCCAAGCCCAGAAGUGGAUGUAUGGGGGCCUGGACACCAACAUGCUGCUGCAGUACCUGGCUUGGGUCACCUACCCCACCGUGCUCAUCACCUUCUCAGCCGGCUUCACCCAGAUCCUCGCUCCCCAGGCUGUGGGCUCGGGGAUCCCUGAGAUGAAGACCAUCCUACGGGGUGUUGUGCUAAAAGAGUACCUCACCUUCAAGACCUUCGUGGCCAAGGUGAUUGGGCUGACCUGCGCCCUGGGCAGUGGCAUGCCGCUAGGCAAGGAGGGUCCCUUCGUCCACAUCGCCAGCAUGUGUGCAGCCCUGCUCAGCCGCUUCCUCUCCCUCUUUGGAGGCAUCUAUAAGAAUGAGGCAAGGAACAUCGAAAUGCUGGCAGCUGCCUGCGCCGUUGGUGUCGGCUGCUGCUUCGCUGCCCCCAUCGGAGGCGUCCUCUUCAGCAUCGAGGUCACCUCCACCUUCUUUGCUGUCCGCAACUACUGGCGUGGCUUCUUCGCUGCCCCCGUUCUCGCCGUCUGGAACAAGGAUGAAGAGACGAUCACGGCGCUGUUCAAAACCCGCUUCCUCCUUGCCUUCCCCUUUGACCUGCAGGCGCUGCCUGCCUUUGCUGUCAUUGGGAUUGCCAGCGGCUUUGGGGGCGCACUCUUCGUCUACCUCAACCGCAAGAUUGUGCAGUUCAUGCGCCGGCAGAAGACCAUCAACCGCUUCCUCAUGAAGAAGCGCCUGCUCUUCCCUGCCCUGGUGACACUUCUCAUCUCCACACUGACCUUCCCACCCGGCUUUGGACAGUUCAUGGCCGGCCAGCUCACCCAGAAGGACACCCUGGUGACACUCUUUGAUAACCAAACGUGGGCCAAACAAGGGAUCAGUGAUGAGUUCGAAUACUUGGGCAUCCUGGAGGCCUGGCACCACCCCCGCUCCAACGUCUUCGUCACCCUUGUUGUCUUCAUCCUCAUGAAGUUCUGGAUGUCAGCCUUGGCCACCACCAUCCCAGUGCCCUGCGGAGCCUUCAUGCCUGUCUUCGUCAUUGGNNNNCUUUUGGGGCGCCUGGGGGGGGAGAGCAUGCCAGCCUGGUUCCCUGACGGCAUCCACGCUGACAGCAACACCUACCGCAUUGUGCCGGGGGGCUACGCCGUGGUGGGUAAGCACUGGGCUGGCACAGGAACCCACACGGUGUCCACGGCCGUCAUCGUCUUUGAGCUGACAGGGCAGAUCUCGCACAUCCUGCCCGUCAUGAUCGCCGUCAUCCUGGCCAAUGCUGUGGCCCAGAGCCUCCAGCCCUCCCUCUACGACAGCAUCAUUCGCAUCAAGAAGCUGCCCUACCUCCCUGAGCUGGGCUGGGGCCACCACGAGAAAUACAAUGUGCGGGUGGAGGACAUCAUGGUGCGGGACAUCCGCUACGUCACCCUUAACUGCAAGUACCGUGACCU
This is a messenger RNA of Nestor notabilis (Kea), 1709 nucleotides long. RefSeq names its product chloride channel protein 2-like. Gene Ontology annotation, cellular component: membrane. Gene Ontology annotation, molecular function: voltage-gated chloride channel activity. Gene Ontology annotation, biological process: transmembrane transport; chloride transport. Lineage: Eukaryota; Metazoa; Chordata; Aves; Psittaciformes; Psittacidae. The record is from RefSeq and is a predicted model, not a curated record.